AUACGAUAGGUUUCAUGGGAGUGUCACCUCUUCUUCGAAACAUCCUUAUAGGCAUCCCUAUAGGGGUCACCUUUUUGGAUACUGUUGGGUAUGUUGCUCGCGUAGAGGGAAUAUCGAUGCAACCAGCUUUAAAUCCUGACAAGACGCAAACAGAUUAUGUCUUUUUAAAUCGUUGGUCUAUUCGAAAUUACGAGAUUCAACGGGGUGAUAUUGUAUCUUUUAUUUCUCCAAAGCACCCUAAUCAAAAGCUUAUAAAACGAGUGGUUGGACUUUCUGGUGAUGUUAUAGGCACUUUGGGGUACAAGUCGGAGAUCCUUCAGAUUCCCGAUGGCCACUGCUGGCUAGAAGGAGAUCAUACAGGACAUUCCAUGGACUCUAAUACAUUUGGGCCAAUUUCUCUGGGUCUAAUCACUGCUAAAGCUACCUGUGUAGUGUGGCCACCAAAACGGUGGCAAUAUUUAGAUGCUUCCCUUCCAGACAAUCGAAUGCCAUUGAAUAUUGCAACGAUUCCAGCUACUUCAUAAAAUGCGGGCUGUCAGCUUUGUUAAACGUUUACAGUGGGAUCUUCCUGGUACUGUCUGUAGACAUGGCUUAACGAUAGGUGAUGUAGACAAUGAUGGAGAUAACGAACUCGUGGUCGGUACUGCAGAAGGCGAACUCUACAUAUUCAAAGGAUCGGAACUUUGGCAAAAGAUUAAUGGGUUGGGUCUCAUAACUAGUGUGGCAAUAGGAGAUAUUUUUAAUUAUGGUCGUAAUGCUCUUGUGAUUAUUUGUGGUGAUGGAUGGGCUCAUAUUUUUUAUAGUCCACGGCCUGUCAAUCCUCCACCUAUCAAUUCUAAUGCAAUGGCCGUACAUCAGUCACAAGUUCUUAAAGAAUCCACUAGCCCAGAUAUAAAUCUCAAUACUGGACAAACCAGUGUAGACAUGGGAACAGGUAUGACGAAUUCAAUGAAUUCAGAUCAAUUGGAAAAUUCUAGUGAGACCGGAAACGAGUUCUCAGGGAAAAUGGAAUGUGUCCACGUUCAGAGAAUCCCAACUAAUACCAAAGUCGUACUCAUAGCCGAUGUAGAUGAAGAUGGUGCUAAUGAAAUGAUUCUGGGUUUAACCGAUCGUGUAGUACGUUCCUAUAGAUGGUCUAGCAAUGCAGAAUUAGGCACUGGCAAGUUGGUGGGUCUGAACAAAUGGGAAUGCGCUGAUCAGAUAGGAACAGUGACUUUGCAGGGUUUACGUUAUUUCUUAGCAUAGCCGAGAUGGUACACCGACACUACUGGUGGCUCAGCCAGGUGGCACAUUUAUGAGAAUAAAAUGCAAUGCCGAAGAUUGCCGAGUAGGCGAUGACGACUCGGCAGAGACAAACAGCG
Cephus cinctus (wheat stem sawfly) is the source of this 1361-nucleotide messenger RNA. RefSeq names its product KICSTOR complex protein ITFG2. The record is from RefSeq and is a predicted model, not a curated record. The coding region runs from base 526 to 1245 and encodes 239 amino acids. Gene Ontology annotation, biological process: regulation of TOR signaling. The transcript is spliced from 5 exons. Gene Ontology annotation, cellular component: KICSTOR complex. Lineage: Eukaryota; Metazoa; Arthropoda; Insecta; Hymenoptera; Cephidae.